AUGGCUGAGCCAUGGAGGGGCCUCCUCCAGCAGCUCUCUAUGGAACUGGAGCGCCAGUCCGCUAAAUUGCAGGAUCUGGAGCUCCAAAACAAACGACUACUCGAAGCGACAGCUCUUCCGGUCGAGAUGUCUGAGAUUCCGCCUAUCGUGCAGUGCGACCUCCCGUCCCCUCCGGGCCCUGAGGGACCAGGGGAUGUCCGAAGAUCUAGAAGGAGCCAGGAGGAUGAGGACGAAGAUGAAGUCACUGGCCUGAAGACCGACAUAAUCCUUCCACAUCCGCACCGGCCGAGCAAAAUUUCCGAGAUCUCCCAGAUUGCCUUGGCCCAGCCUCGGAGGAACUCCCGGGUGUCAAAGCUCAUCGAAUCCCAGCAGGUCCGCUUCAUGAUCAUGCGUGCGCAGAGGACCCGAGAGUUUGGCGUGAAGAAGCGGUGGUUCGUCAUCAACCCCGACACCAACCCGUUUUCGACGGCCUGGCAGAUCAUUACCAAUUUCGCCCUCGCCUUCGUGGCCUUGAUCACUCCCCUGCAGGUCGGCUUGCUGGAGAUCCACUUGGACUUUCUCUUCGUGCUGACCAUGAUGGUCGACUUGGUGUUUGUCAUCGACAUGAUUCUGCAGUUCGUCACGAUGUACCCUCGGACGACAGCACGUGGGUUGGAGUGGGAGCUCAAUCCACAGAAGAUUGCCAUGAACUACUUGAGGACCUGGUUCUUCCUCGACUUCGUGACUUUGAUCCCCUUCGACAUGAUCGGAGUAUCCUCCGGCACAGAUAGCCUGAAGGACCUGCGGAGCAUUAAAGUAAUCCGCGUCCUCCGGCUCCUGAAGCUCAUGCGGCUGCUGCGGAGCUCUCGACUGACGCACCGGCUCGAGAUCCCGCUGUCGAUCCCGUACCAACAGGUAGCACUCUUCCGUUUCCUCCUCAUCUUAGUCCUGGCCUGCCACUGGCUGGCCUGCGUUUGGGCGAUGACUCUGAAGAUCGUCGAUGACACCUUCCCGCAAUGGAUCAACGAUAUCGAGGCAGCCGACGUGCCUUAUGGGAUUCGUACCCGGGACUCUCCUAUGCGCAUCUACAUUGCUGCAUACUACUUCUGCUGCUACACCAUGACAUCAGUGGGCUAUGGAGACAACGGCCCCAAGAAUGUGCUGGAGCGCUUGGUUUGCACAUGGAUUGUGCUGACCUCGGGACUCUCCUGGGCAUACAUUCUCGGAGAAGUCUGCGCCAUCGUCAGCGAGAUGACGGCAGAGGGUCAGAGGUUCAGAAAGAAGAUGCACCACCUGAAUUCCUUGAUGCAGGAGCAGGGGCUUCCACCCGAGCUCCGAAAGCGCAUGCGCAGUUUCUUUCUUCAGAACCGGCAUCAAGCAGAGCACCAAACCCGGCAGAAACUCUUGGAGAAUCUGAGCCCGCAGCUGCAUGCUGAGGUCUGCACGGCGCUGAAUAUGCCAUGGAUUGAGAAGGUCUCCUUUUUCCAGCAGUUCAUGUCUCUGAUAGAUGCUCUAGAAGCAGAUGGAGCCCACACCGCACCGUUCCGCGCAUGCAUUGCAGACAUCUCUCGAGAACUUCAGACCGCGGCCUUUGCACAGAAGGAGAUCUUUGAUAAUGUGCAGGUGCUCUACAUCCUCUCCAAGGGCCUGGUGGCUUUGAACAGUCGGGUGGGUCACAAUGGGGCGGUCUGGGGGGAGGACUUCGUCCUCUCGGACACGAGCCUGAUCCGGCCUGUGGCUGGCUUUGCGCUCACGUACAUCGAGGUGCUCUUCCUUACCCGCGAGAGCUUCAUGGGAGUGAUCGAGCGCCGGAAGUUGACUUGCCCUCAGCUGGGCCAGGUGGUCAGGCGCUACUGCGUGCGCGUCGCUGUCACUCGGGGCAUUAUUGCAGAAGCAAGGAGGCGCCUGCAGCUGAGGGCAGGCACCCCUUCCAGCGUGGCCAAACGAGUGCAGGGCAGCCAGCAGACACAGGGCUCCUCUGAGAGUCACAAGCACACAGUAUUUCUCAAGCACAUGCAACGACCUGCAUUUCAGCAUGAGCUCCGGGCAUCCCUGUCACGUCGUUAUGACGAAGACGCCGACGAGAUAAAGUCGGACAUUUUCGUAAACAGGGCGGGUAGGGCGCACGCACUUGCGGCCACAAUGGCAGCGAGGAUCAGGAUGCAGCCUUGUCUCCUCCUUAGACUCGGGAGGCCGCGCGAUGCCAAGGCAGUAGGCUGCCUGCCGCGCUUCGGGCACAUUGCGCCAACAGUGGCCAUACCACUGCCAAGCGCAGCCAGACGGUUCCAGGUGACUGCCACAAGCAAGGCCAUGAAAACUGUUGAAGAAGAGCUGCUGGAAUACGACGAAGACGAAGACGAGGCCGAGGAGGACGAGUCGCUGCUGCCCCCUUGGCGGCAGUUGAAGCCUUGGAGAUGGGAGCCGGCCAACACGGAAGCCGGCUUCAUGGGCAUGUUCAACCUCCCCAAUGUGGAGAAAGACGAGGCGGGACGGAGCUACAUCAUCGGCAUCUUCGCCUUUGGCGUGGUCGUGUUCUUCAGCUUCGUGUGGUGGGGUCCUCCAGAAGCUCGGGCACCGUUUCGUUUCACCUCGGCUCGACGUGACGGCCCAGCGCAGGGCUAG
Molecule: messenger RNA, 2601 nt
Organism: Symbiodinium sp. CCMP2456
Lineage: Eukaryota; Dinophyceae; Suessiales; Symbiodiniaceae
Source: the annotation of a GenBank genome assembly